Molecule: messenger RNA, 2588 nt
Organism: Cuscuta epithymum
Lineage: Eukaryota; Viridiplantae; Streptophyta; Magnoliopsida; Solanales; Convolvulaceae
Source: the annotation of a GenBank genome assembly
UAUUUGCGUAACUUUGCAGUUUGCACCUUUGUACAUCUUCUUCGCUGGUCUUCGUUCCCACUUCAUUAUAGCGGAUCGGAGAAUGAGUACAUUCGGAAAUUCUGAUUAUUCUACCAGAUAGGAAAUAUCUCUUGAAUUUCAAUUCAAUUCUUCUCCUCACAAGACUCCUAUAGACUGUUCUGCUGGUUUGCUUCUUCUCCACUAUAGUUUUAUAAACUUUCGAUGGGUGAAAGUUAUUUGAAUCGGCUGGUCCGUUAUUGAGAAAGACAAUGGAUUUUAAACCAGUUCCACUUUUCUUAAUUUCUGUGCUUGAAAAAAAAUAGAUAUUAAAAAUUUACUGUGUUUUCUUAAUCACACAUCCCAAUAUUAAUUGACAGAGCUGAAUCCCAUACUCCAUUUCUCUGAUUUCUUAUCCUGGUUGCUGCUGACCCUCGACGAGCCCUAACCUUCGUAAGGGAAAAAAGCAUUGGUUUCUUGUUCUGUCAAUGGGAGCUUUAGUUGAGGAGCAAUACAGUUUGGAGCUUGAUAAUGGAACGGGUCUUGGAGAUUGCAUUGAUCUAGGAUUUGAGGAUGAACUGGAAAGUAUGGCUAUUGAGGAUUCUGUAAGAGUCCUUUUGCAAUGUCUAGGUGAGGAUAUCAACAGAGAAGGUCUCAGAAAAACCCCUUUUCGGGUAGCCAAGGCUCUUCGUGAAGGCACCAAAGGCUAUAGACAAAAAGUGAAUGAUGUUAUACACGGUGCUUUAUUCCCAGAAGUUGGGUUGGGAACAGGGGUGGGUCAGGCAGGUGGGGCCGGCGGGCUUGUGAUUGUCCGUGACAUAGAUCUCUUCUCUUACUGUGAGUCUUGCUUACUCCCCUUCCAGAUCAAGUGCCAUGUAGGAUAUGUACCCUCUGAACACCGUGUUGUAGGACUCAGCAAGCUCUCCCGUGUGGCAGACAUUUUCGCCAAACGCCUUCAGAACCCCCAACGCUUAUGUGAUCAGGUGUGUGGCGCCUUACAACAAGCGAUCAAUCCAACGGGUGUCGCCCUCCUCUUACAGUGCUCCCACCUCCAUCUCCAUCACGGGUGGGUCAAGAUCCAAGUCACUUCUGGGUCUGGAGUUUUUGAGGAUGAUAAAGCUUAUGUGUGGUCCGACUUUCUAUGCCUUUUAAAACUCAGAGGAAUAUGUUUAGACGCGAGAGAUGGUGAAAGACCCUUUUGUCCCUCCAAGGUUUCGUGCAAGACGCCUCUGCCGCCGCUGAAUUCGGUUAUGACUAGCGCGGUCGGGUCCAUUCUUCAGUCUCUGGGUGAAGAUCCAUUCAGGAAAGAGCUUUUAGGAACCCCGACCCGUUUUGUCAAGUGGUUCAUGGAUUUUAAGAAUUCUGAUUUGGAGAUGGAGAAACCGGAUGGAGGAUUAGUUAGGGGCCUUUUGGAUCCACAAAUAGAGAUCAGGUCGGAGGUGAACUUGACGUUCUGGUCACAGUGUGAACACCAUCUUCUUCCAUUUUAUGGGGUUGUGCAUAUAGGAUACUUAUGUUGUUCAAAUAAUGGAGGUGGAGGGGUAGGAGUCAAACCAAUGCUGCAGUCUAUAGUGCAUUUUCAUGGUUAUAAACUGCAAGUGCAGGAGAGGCUAACGAGACAGAUAGCAGAGAGUGUUGCUUCUGUCCUAGGGGAGGAUGUAAUGGUAAUUGUGGAAGCGAGUCACACUUGCAUGAUAUCCCGAGGGAUCGAAAAAGUCGGGAGUAACACUGCCACGGUUGCUGUUUUGGGACGGUUUUCCCGAGAGCCCGCUAUAAGGAUGGAGUUUUUGCAGGGUAUUCCAAACUCUUGUGUGCUGAAGGAAAACAGUUAUAAUUAGGCUACAGUAGAAAUACACAAUGGUUCUCCAUUAGCAAGUGAAUGAUUCAGUUGUCUUUCUUUGGUGGCCAGAUAUACGGAUUGAAUAAAACGCUCAAACAGUGAACAUUUUAUUGUUUGUGCAUGUGGAUUAAUUUUCACACAGCCCAUUGCGGAGAAGUCGCAAUUUCUCAAAAACAUAUGUUUCUAUAUAUUCAUGGGAUGGGGGUGGGGGGUUGUGGAUUCUCCUUUUGGAAUUUUGGGAGUUACCUUCAAUGUCCACAUGGACCACAUGUAUUUGAUCUUCAUGCAAUGAAUAUGUUGUGUGAUGCAACCAAGUAUCAGUUAGAAGUGUGUGAUACCCUUUCCUUUAAAUCGCUAGAUGUGCAACUUGGCUCUGAAGUUAUCAGUUCGACAAAGCCGCUAGUUUCUCACCAAGAUCAGUCUUCUACAUUGACACAUCUCCCAAUAAUGAUUUUUCCACCAGAGGUCAGUCGGGAGUUGGAGGACUCGUGAUCCUUUGGUGGGUUAAUAGUUAAGAGUCUGAUACCAGGGGCGGAGGGAUGUUUAAGGUCAAGGGGGCCAUGGCCCCUCCCAGAUUUCAUUUUUUUAGUACUAGUAUUGCUUAGUUUUUCUACUUGGCCUCAUUUCACAAUAACUUUUUUUAACAAAUGUCAUGUAAUUUAAGUAUAACGUUUAUAGACUUUUAGUUCAUUUUGUGGGAUGUAAAACUAAACAGGAGGUAAAAUUAAAGUUAAACUUGAGUUGUAAAUGA